UGAACUUUGCGGGGUCCGGGCUUCUCUCCGGCUUCCCGUCCGCGGCGCCCAGGCGCGGGGAGCGCGGAGCCGCGGCUCCGGACGGACAGACAGCCGGCCCGCCGCGCCCGGGCUCGCCCGCGGGGCCCCUGCCCUCCAGCCCCUCCCGCCGAGCCGCCGGGACCAUGUCCAAACCCUCAGACCACAUCAAGCGGCCCAUGAACGCCUUCAUGGUGUGGUCCCGGGGCCAGCGGCGCAAGAUGGCCCAGGAGAACCCCAAGAUGCACAACUCCGAGAUCAGCAAGCGCCUGGGCGCCGAGUGGAAGCUUCUGUCCGAGGCCGAGAAGCGGCCGUACAUCGACGAGGCCAAGCGGCUCCGCGCGCAGCACAUGAAGGAACACCCCGACUACAAGUACCGGCCGCGGCGCAAGCCCAAGAACCUGCUCAAGAAGGACAGGUAUGUCUUCCCCUUGCCCUACCUGGGCGACACGGACCCGCUCAAGGCGGCCGGCCUGCCCGUGGGGGCCUCCGACGGCCUCCUGGGCGCGCCCGAGAAAGCCCGGGCCUUCCUGCCGCCCGCCUCGGCGCCCUACUCCCUGCUGGACCCCGCGCAGUUUAGCUCGAGCGCCAUCCAGAAGAUGGGCGAAGUGCCCCACACCUUGGCCACCGGCGCGCUGCCCUACGCGUCCACCCUGGGCUACCAGAACGGCGCUUUCGGCAGCCUCGGCUGCCCCAGCCAGCACACGCACACGCACCCGUCCCCCACCAACCCGGGCUACCUGCAGCCCCCCGUCGCCUACAUCCUCUUCCCAGGCAUGACCAAGACGGGCAUAGACCCCUACUCGUCAGCCCACGCCACGGCCAUGUAACCCCCACCCGGCCCGGACCCGAAGGGUGGCCUGGAAGUGGGGUCUGCGCCCCGGCCUCUGCGCCUAGCCCGGCCUGCGGACGCCUCCGGGCCGGCCCUGCCGCCGCGCCCCCGACGCCACCCCAGACUCUCUGUCUCUCCGCUGGGGGGAAGGGCGGAGCGUCCUCCCGGACCGAGGGCAGACAGGUGCCAGAAACUCGCCAACUCGUGACAGCUGCACAGCUGCCCCUGUCCUGACUCUCCCCACUCAAACCUCCGACUGUACCCCCUUUGGACAAAAAGGAGGCAGUUUUCCUUAAAUAUGUCCUCUUCCCUCCCUCGGAGAGGCUUUGGACUCUGAACUCCCAAAUCCUGAUAUUAUAUCUAGAAUACGCAUAUAUAUUUUUUUCCUUUUGUCCCCUGAAGAAAAGAGUUAGCUGCAUCUCUGUUUUGCCAUCAGACACAGCCAGGUGCCAUUUGCUCUUCGUGUGUCGGGGGAACGCUGCAAAGUUUUAAACUGCUGAGAGGGAAACAUUUCUAUUUAAGACCAUGCUGUGACAGUGUUUGCUUCUUUAAAGGGGGGGGGGGAAGGACCCACAUGGCUAUUUACUUUGUGUAAAGCAGUGCUCCUAGAAACCUAAGUUUACUUUUAGACAGAAUGUCGGGUUAUGAAGUCAGGAAGUAGAAAGUGAACAAAAAAUUAAAAGAAUAAAAACAUCCUAAAUAGUUAUAAAUGUUUUGACGAUGUCUUGGAAAUGUACCUAGAAGGAUUUUACCUCGUGGCUCUGUUCAUUUGUUGAACAAAGAUGUUUUGAAUAAAGACAAUCUGUCAUUG
Messenger RNA from Carlito syrichta (Philippine tarsier), 1661 nucleotides. It is a transcript of the gene SOX14, whose product is annotated as SRY-box 14. The coding region runs from base 165 to 848 and encodes 227 amino acids. The transcript is spliced from 2 exons. The record is from RefSeq and is a predicted model, not a curated record. Lineage: Eukaryota; Metazoa; Chordata; Mammalia; Primates; Tarsiidae. Gene Ontology annotation, biological process: anatomical structure morphogenesis; positive regulation of transcription by RNA polymerase II; cell differentiation. Gene Ontology annotation, molecular function: DNA-binding transcription factor activity, RNA polymerase II-specific; RNA polymerase II cis-regulatory region sequence-specific DNA binding.